AUGUCGUCCGCCGCUCUCACUCGCGUCGCCCGCGCGAGCUUCUUCUCCGCCCCCUCCGCCCGUCUGCGGCCGGUGCGCGCUCUUCAGGCCCAGCCCUUCAGACCCGCCGCCGUGGCCGGCUUCUCCUCCGCCAGCAGGCGACUCUCAGACGAUCACCACGAGGAGAGCUUCGAGGAGUUCACUGCAAGAUACGAGAAGGAAUUCGAGUCGGUCCAGGACGUCUUCGAGCUCCAGCGUAACCUCAACAACGCCUUCGCGUACGAUCUCGUGCCCUCCCCAUCCGUUAUCACCGCUGCUCUGCGGGCCGCCCGGAGAGUCAAUGACUACCCAACCGCUGUGAGAAUAUUCGAGGGCAUCAAGGCAAAGGUGGAGAACAAGGGCCAGUACGACGAAUACCUCGAGGAGCUAAAGCCAUUGCGGGAAGAGUUGGGUGUGAACCUCAAGGAGGUCAUGUACCCAGAGGCCUCGUAG
Zasmidium cellare ATCC 36951 is the source of this 471-nucleotide messenger RNA. RefSeq lists its product as uncharacterized. Bases 1 to 471 code for a protein of 156 amino acids. The record is from RefSeq and is a predicted model, not a curated record. Gene Ontology annotation, cellular component: mitochondrial inner membrane. NCBI's taxonomy places the organism in Eukaryota, Fungi, Ascomycota, Dothideomycetes, Mycosphaerellales, Mycosphaerellaceae. Gene Ontology annotation, biological process: mitochondrial electron transport, cytochrome c to oxygen. The transcript has 3 exons.